AUGCGGCAGUUAUGUUCGGAUUUGAGAAAAAUCAUGAUGCCCUACACUGCUAAAGAGUUGAAUGAGAGUGGUUCUACAAAAAUUGUAGAUUAUGUUGAAUUUUCCAAACAAGCUCAUGUAACUCACUUGAUAACCUUGACCAGUAGUAUUUCUAUGGCUGCCUUGAAUAUUUGUAGACUUCCUAAUGGUCCUACUUUGACUUUUGAAAUUCAAAAUUAUUGCACCAUGAAAAAUUUGAGAAGUUUCUUCCAUAAGGAGUUGAAUCAUCAAAUUUCGUGUGAUGAAGCAAGUUAUUUUAAAGAUCCAGCCAUUUGUAUUUUGAAUAACUUUACAAGUACUGAGAGUCAUGUUCAACUCAUGUCAUUGACAUUUCAAAAUAUGUUUCCACCAGUGGAUGUGAAAUCGUUUAAACUUUCUCAUGUGAAACGAGUUGUGUUAUUUAACUAUGAUGAAGAGGAUGAAACCAUUGAAAUGAGACAUUAUGGCAUCAAGAAAAAUUCAGAUGUCAUUACUCCAUUCAGAGCUAAUACGUUAAAGAAGAGCGCUUCCAAGAAAUUAAGCGAGGUGAGAAAGAAACUCGAUCGAGCCAAAGAAGAAUUGCAAGCACUCUAUAAAAAGAGAAAGGACAUGAAACAAAAACUAGGAAAGAAAGCCGAUGACAAGUUAUUGGAUAAAGUCAACAAGGUGGAUGACCUUUCCGAUCCAUAUGUGAGUCUCGAAGCGGAUAUUGCACUUAAGGAAAAGACAGUCUUGCAAUAUUCUGAAAAGGAGACACUCUACAAGAAGGAACUUGACGAAUUGACUCAUGUGAAUCAAUUGUCGAAUCCAUCAUCAUCGGCCAGUUCAUCCAAUGUGCCCACCAUGAAUAAUUUCCAAGCCGAGUCAAUUGAAGUGGAUGACAUGUUUGAGGCCAAUAGUAGAACCAAGGUCAAGAUUCGUCUCGAAGAAGUUGGACCAAGAUUGACUCUCAAACUACGAAAAGUUGUUGAGGGCGUGUUUGCAGGUGAGACCAUUUAUCACUCCGUGUUUGAAGAUAAACCAGAGCACGUGAAAGAGGCUGAGAGACAGGAACGUGAAGAAAAGAAGAAGCUGAAAGAAGAACGAAGACUACAACAAGAAGAAAAUGUGCAAAGAAAGAAGAGAGAAAAAGAGGAGAAGGUGGAAAAGCAAAAAUCAGCCUUCUUGAAGAAAUUCCAAGAAUCACUUGAACAAGAUCCAGACCUUUUGAACGAUGAGAACGAUCUCGCACCAGCAGACGUUGAAAGUGACGACGAGCAAGACAUGGAAGAACAAGAUGAUGUGCCAAGUGAAAUUGCUGAGGGUGACGAAGAAGAGGAUGAGGAAAAUUUCCAAGAUGAAGAAUAA
Molecule: messenger RNA, 1365 nt
Organism: Naegleria lovaniensis
Lineage: Eukaryota; Heterolobosea; Eutetramitea; Acrasida; Naegleriidae
Exons: 1
Coding region: 1-1365 (454 amino acids)
Biological process (GO): ribosomal large subunit assembly; rRNA processing
Cellular component (GO): preribosome, large subunit precursor
Molecular function (GO): rRNA binding
Source: RefSeq, a predicted model, not a curated record